Camellia sinensis is the source of this 1577-nucleotide messenger RNA. Its product is annotated as Galactosyltransferase family protein. The record is from RefSeq and is a predicted model, not a curated record. Gene Ontology annotation, molecular function: galactosyltransferase activity. Lineage: Eukaryota; Viridiplantae; Streptophyta; Magnoliopsida; Ericales; Theaceae. Gene Ontology annotation, cellular component: Golgi membrane.
AAAAAUAACCACCAGAAGCCACUCUGUGAUCAUUUUCUCUCUCGCAGUGAACUUUUGAGCAUCGAUUGUUCCUCUCUAAAUCUGCCAUGAAUGCUUUCCACCACAAUCGCCAAAGCAAUUUGAGACCUCCGUACCAAAAAACCCCCAUCCUUCUAGGGUUUUUUCUGGAUACUAAUUAGUCUCACCUCGACAUGACUUCGUCUCCCAAAUCCUUCUACGCUCGCCCUUCGUCGUACACUCGGAGAUCAACGGUACUGAUCCUCUGUUUCCUGAUCGGAUUCACUGGUUUUAUCUUCGGUUUCGUCGCUAUUUCGGGACAAAAUUUGGGGUAUAAAUGUAGAAGUGGUAAGUCUAGAUCGGUGUCGGUAGUUUGGGAUAGAAGUGGCGGUGGAAUUGGGAAUGGUGGUGGGGUUCCCGAUGAGGAUCAGAAAAGGCACAAGGUUAUGGGUUUCGUUGGAAUUCAAACUGGGUUUGCAUCGGUUGGACGGCGGCGAUCCCUGCGGCAGACUUGGAUGCCAUCCGAUCAGCAAGGACUUCAGCGCUUGGAAGAAGCAACUGGCUUGGCUUUCAGAUUUGUUAUUGGUAGAACCAAUGAUCAAUCAAAAAUGUCACAGCUCAGAAGGGAGGUGGCAGAGUAUGACGACUUCAUUCUGUUAGAUAUUGAGGAGGAGUACAGUAAGCUCCCAUACAAAACGUUGGCUUUCUUCAAAGCUGCCAACGCACUUUUUGAUUCUGAGUUUUAUGUUAAAGCUGAUGAUGAUAUAUACUUGAGGCCAGAUCGCCUUUCACUUCUUUUGGCAAAAGAACGUCCACACUCUCAAACUUACCUUGGAUGCUUGAAAAAGGGUCCAGUUUUUACUGACCCUAGGCUCAAAUGGUUUGAGCCACUAUCUUAUUUGCUUGGGAGCGAGUACUUCCUCCAUGCUUAUGGUCCAAUAUAUGCUCUUUCUGCUGAUGUUGUUGCAAGUUUGGUUGCUCUAAGAAACAAUAGUUUCCGUAUGUUUAGCAAUGAAGAUGUUACGAUUGGUGCAUGGAUGCUUGCAAUGAAUGUCAACCAUGAGGACAACCGACAACUUUGUGAACCAGAAUGUACUCCAUCAUCUAUUGCUGUUUGGGAUAUUCCAAAGUGUUCAGGGCUAUGUGACCCAGAGAAAAGGUUAUUGGAACUACAUCAGAAAGAGAGCUGCUCAAAAAGUCCGACUCUAUUAUCUGACGAUUAACAUUUUUGGCUCCAUGUUCUGGAAGAGUCCCAUAACUUCUACUGAUUACAUUCAACACAUCCUCUUACGACUGACUACACAACUAUCAAAUUCAGUUUGUAAUCUACAAAGUUGCUUUAGAGCAGGGCUUUGUUGUUUUAAUAUUGUUAUAUCCCAGCCAUCAUUUUUUUUUCUUGCUUUGUAAUUUAAUUUUUCAUUGUGUUUAAUGGAGCGAGAAAUUUUGUUUCAGAGUUACUGUAUUUAGGAAUAGCUGCCAGGUGGCAGGAGCAUGAUCUCCCAUUUAAACUUUCAUACAUUGUAGGAAUGUGCUUAAUGAUUUUUACCUGAUUAAUGAAGUUAUCUAGUUUUUGUAGAGUA